Pelobates fuscus (common spadefoot toad) is the source of this 2627-nucleotide messenger RNA. RefSeq names its product UBA domain containing 1 (gene UBAC1). Bases 74 to 1294 code for a protein of 406 amino acids. The transcript is spliced from 10 exons. Gene Ontology annotation, cellular component: ubiquitin ligase complex. Lineage: Eukaryota; Metazoa; Chordata; Amphibia; Anura; Pelobatidae. The record is from RefSeq and is a predicted model, not a curated record. Gene Ontology annotation, molecular function: protein binding.
UGUGCAGGCGGAGGAAGACGUGGUGACACAGGGCAGCCGGUGUGGCUCGGUAUGCCUCCGGGGCCCCCCGGCCAUGUUCGUGCAGGAGGAGAAGAUCUUCGCUGGGAAGGUGCUGAGGGUCCAUGUGUGCUCCAUGGAGGGGGCCGAGUGGCUGGAGGAGGUCACUGAGGACACCACGGUGGACAGACUGAAGGAGCGCUGCCUGAAACACUGCGCCCAUGGCAGCUUCGAAGAUCCUAAAACCUUAACACAUCACAAGUUGAUCCACGCCUCUUCAGAACGUGUGUUGUCCGACACAAAGACCGUUGCAGAAGAGAAUAUUCAGGACAAAGAUGUCUUGUUACUGGUUAAAAAGAGAGCACCACCUCCACCGCCAAAGAUGGCCGAAGUGUCGGCUGAGGAAAAGAGAAAGCAGGAACAGAAUGCUCCGGACAAAGACGCAAUACUCAAGGCCACCUCCUCUCUUCCUGCUCGCAACGCAGACCGCACUGUCACGCAGCACAACAUGCGAGACUUUCAAACUGAGCUUAGGAAAAUCUUGGUGUCAUUAAUUGAAGUUGCUCAAAAGUUGCUGGCGCUGAACCCAGACGCCGUUGAGUUAUUUAAAAAGGCCAAUGCCAUGUUGGAUGAAGAUGAGGAGGAUCGAGUGGAUGAAAUUGCCUUGAGACAGUUAACCGAGAUGGGAUUCCCAGAAAGCAGAGCCGUCAAAGCCCUGCGUUUAAAUCACAUGUCGGUAACACAGGCCAUGGAGUGGCUGAUCGAACAUGCGGAUGACCCCACAGUAGACACUCCUCUUCCAUGUGAGAACUUCUCCGAAGCAGCAGGGGGCACUGCACCCAGUGAAGCGGAGUCAAGAUCAAGCCAAGGGGCCACUGGCGAGGACCUGAAGGAUGAGCUUACAGAAAUAUUUAAGAAGAUACGCAGGAAACGAGAAUUCCGUCCAGACCCUCGUGCUGUCAUAGCUUUGAUGGAGAUGGGGUUUGAUGAAAAAGAGGUUAUAGAUGCUUUGCGGGUGAAUAACAAUCAGCAAGACGCAGCAUGUGAGUGGCUGUUAGGAGACAAGAAACCUUCACCGGAGGAUUUAGACAAAGGAAUCGAUACCACGAGCCCUCUGUUCCAAGCCAUCUUGGAUAACCCUGUAGUGCAGCUAGGCUUAACUAAUCCAAAAACACUGUUAGCUUUUGAAGAUAUGCUUGAAAACCCAUUGAACAGCACUCAGUGGAUGAACGACCCUGAGACAGGACCUGUAAUGCUUCAAAUCUCUAGGAUUUUUCAAACAUUAAAUCGCACGUAGGAUUCUGCGCUCCCCGAGGGAACGACCUUUUAAUGUCUCCCAUAGCCUCUGGGAUUUUCUCUGUGUGGGGAGGGUUUACAAACUCCUUGGUGGGUUUUUAGAGAGUUUGAUCGCCUUGUGGUGUUCUUCUCAGGAGUGUGUUGGUGUGCGCGUGUCUGAUUGGAAAUUUUAUUUUUACUUUACAGAGCAGAUCUGGAAGCCCCUCUUGGACUGCACAUCCUGCAAUUCUCUUCCAGCCAGGCUCUCAAGUUUUAAGUUUUUUUUAUAGUUUGGUAAAUCUACCAAUAUUCUUCUAAGCUGUGAAAUAUGCAGAUGUAGAACGAUCCUGUAAUUUAGCGUACAAAGUGAGAAUUAUGUAAAAAAAACUACACUUUUAAGCAAGUUGAUUGAUUCCCAGUGUAGUAGAAUAUUAUAUUAAGUAGAUGCUUUUAUCUUGGCACCAAGAUGGCAAUGAUUUUGCAGUUUUGUCAUAUCGCCAGGGUUUUGAAAUGCGGCCCCAGGAUUGAAUUCUAUAUCCUAUAAUUUUAUGUAAAGAAAUAUUGUAGUCCCCCAAAGUAUUGGGUACCGCAGCCUGUUGCCCCAAUAAAUCCUAAGUCACGUGUUUGUUCCUCUUCAGUCUUCAGGAUCACAAAACCGUUGUGGAUUUCAGGAUAUUGCCCCUGGACCUACAGCAAAGCUGCCUUUGGUAAAAUCAUGUAUUCAUACCCAUUUUAAAAAAUGUGAUAUAAUACAAUCUUGGCUCUGUGUGUGAUCUUAAGGACCAGGCCGAUAUAAAUGCCAAGAGAAAGUGGCGGAUAUUGAAUGCUGGUUUCAUACCGGGUUAUUCCUUAGUACUGUGCCGGUACAUCAGGGCACUGCAGAUGUUGGUGGACUUGCCAAGUCGUUUGCUAGGUGAGCAUUAUGGGAAAUGAAGUCCACAAAUCUCUGUAGCUCCAUGUUAAGUCAUCACUAACCCUUGAUAUAGGCAGACAUACUGGGUUUAUUCACUAAAGAGAAUUAACAAAGGAAUUACCAAACUAAUGGAAAAUUGCUAAGUUUCUGGAGAAAAAGAUUAUCAGAUUUUCUUUUCCAAACUUGCCUUUUUUUGGAAUAUGAUUUGUAAUUCCCUUGUUAUUUUUCCCCACUAUAACCUGUGUAAUGACUACAACUCACUUUUUUAUCUUUUUGUUGUUUUCUUGUGAUUGUUUAUCUUAUGUAUUGCUACCUUUUGGGCUGUAUUAAUUUGGAUUGUUUUUAAUAAUUUCUGAUUUUCUCUUUUCAUGCUGGUAACUCCUGUAUUUAUUGAAAGUGUAAACAGAAUAUAAGAGAACACAGAAAAUGGACAAAAACUCAA